AGGACGUCGAUAAGUAAUGUUGUAAGCUGGCGAUGUUUGUAGAAAACAGAAGGGAAGCGCUGCAGGAAAACAGUUUUGUGUUGCUGCAAGCUGAGGGUCUGUGCACAAUGACGGAAGGAGCCGGUCGUCUGGCUGGCUGCUGCAUGGCUGCUGGGGGUUGCUGGCAUCAGGAGCAGUCGGCGACGUCUCCAGUUGUUGAUAUUGCCCAUCUGUACAAUUCACCUGCCACCUGUCUGAGUCGACAUCUGCGCCUCUCCUCGACUUCUCACACGACAUACCCGAUUCCCCCAAACCAGGCCAACUUUCCUCAGCAGAUCGACAUCACACCCCAGGGGUAGCUUCAUCUAUACAACAUGGCCGCAUUCGCGCCUCACGGAGCGCCCGCCAUGGACUACGAAGCCUUGAAAGAGCAAUGGAGCGACAUCGAGGACAAGGACGGCAUCAGACUGAGUUGGAACACGUUUCCCUCUUCGCGCAUGGAAGCCUCGAGACUGGUUGUGCCCAUCGGAGCUCUGUACACACCCUUGAAAGAGAAGACCGACACACCGCUGCUUCAGUAUGAGCCCGUCUCUUGCAAGGCGCCUUGCCGCGCCGUCCUGAACCCCUUCUGCCAAGUCGACAUGCGCGCCAGGAUAUGGAUCUGCCCUUUCUGCUUGCAACGCAACGGUCUGCCACCUCACUACAAGGACAUCUCCGAGAACGCCAUCCCUCCCGAGCUGCACCCCUCCAGCACCACCAUCGAAUACAGACUGGCCAGACCCGCUCCCGUUCCCCCGAUUUUUGUCUUCGUCGUCGACGCAUGUCAAGAGGAGGACAGUCUGAAGGCUCUCAAGGACUCAAUCAUCAUGUCGCUCAGCCUCCUGCCCCCCAACGCUCUCGUCGGUCUUAUCACAUACGGCACCAUGGCCCAGGUACACGAGCUUGGCUACACCGAAUGCGCAAAGUCGUACGUCUUCCGCGGAUCCAAGGAUUACACUGGCAAGCAGGUUCAGGAAAUGCUCGGUUUGAUGAUGGGUGGCGGUGGUGCCAGAGCUGGCAUGCCCGCCAUGCAGCCUCAGCCCGGCCGUCCCGCUCCUACCGCUCCCAUGGGAGCUGCCGCCAGAUUCUUGUUGCCCGUCCAACAGUGCGAGUUCCAGCUCACCAACGCUCUUGAAUCUCUGCAAAAGGACCCCUGGCCCGUCGCAAACGACAAGCGUCCCCUGAGAUGCACUGGUGUCGCCCUGAGUGUCGCAACUGGUCUUCUUGAGACUUCCUUCCAAAACGCCGGUGGCAGAAUCAUGCUGUUCACCGGAGGUGCUGCUACUGAAGGCCCUGGUAUGGUCGUUGGACCCGAACUCAAGGAGCCCAUCCGUUCCCACCACGACAUUGACAAAGACAACAUCAAGUAUUACAAGAAGGCUCUUAAAUUCUACGAGACCCUGGCCAAGAGGACUGCGCACAACGGUCACAUCAUUGACAUCUUCGCUGGAUGUUUGGACCAAGUCGGUUUGUUGGAGAUGAGAAGUCUUGCAAACUCGACUGGUGGCCACAUGAUCUUGACUGACAGCUUCACUUCGUCCAUGUACAAGCAGUCGUUUGCCCGUAUCUUCGACAAGGACGCUAACGAUAACCUUCUCAUGGGCUUCAACGCUUCCCUCGAGGUCUUGACGACAAAGGAGCUCAAGGUCACUGGCUUGAUAGGUCACGCCGUGUCUAUGAACAAGAAGUCCGCAAACGUUGGCGAGACGGAAUGUGGUAUCGGCAACACCUGCUCGUGGAAGAUGUGUGGUAUCAACCCCAACUCAAGUUACGGUAUCUACUUCGAAAUCGCUGGCCAGGGCGGUCCCACAAACGUGCAGCAAGGCCCUCAAAAGGGUCUCAUGCAGUUCCUCACAUAUUACCAGCACUCUUCUGGCCAGUUCCAUCUUCGCGUCACCACCGUUGGUCGCAACAUGAGCGGUCCUUCUGGCGACCCAGCCAUCGCACAAUCCUUCGAUCAGGAAGCUGCCGCUGUCCUCAUGUCUCGUAUCGCAGUCUUCAAGGCUGAGGUUGAUGACGGUCCGGAUGUCCUCCGCUGGGUCGAUCGCAUGCUUAUCAGGUUGUGCUCUCGCUUCGCCGAGUACCGCAAGGACGACCCGUCAUCUUUCCGCCUGGAGAAGAACUUCACCCUCUACCCACAGUUCAUGUUCCACUUGCGCCGUUCGCAAUUCUUGCAGGUCUUCAACAACUCACCCGAUGAGACUGCCUUCUAUAGACAUGUGCUCAACCACGAGGAUGUGUCUAACAGUUUGGUCAUGAUUCAACCCACUCUCGAUAGCUACGGCUUCGAUCACGAGGGCAGUCAACCCGUCUUGCUCGAUUCCACCAGCAUCCAAGACCAGACCAUUCUUUUGCUCGACACUUUCUUCCACAUCCUCAUCUUCCACGGUGAAACCAUGGCACAAUGGCGCAAGGCUGGUUACCAGGACCAAGAGGGCUACGAGAACUUCAGGGAAAUGCUCGAGUCGCCCAAGGAGGACGCCAAGGAACUCAUCCAAGACCGCUUCCCUCUGCCCCGUUUCAUCGUCUGUGAUGCCGGUGGUUCUCAAGCACGUUUCCUUCUUUCCAAGCUCAACCCCUCAACGACACACACGACUGGCGCAUACGGCGGUGUCAGCCAAACUGCACAAACCAUCUUUACCGAUGACGUCUCACUACAGACCUUUAUGGAUCACUUGAUGAAGUUGGCCGUCAGCGGUAACAGCUAGAUGUAGUAAACAAGAAGUAUGAUGAGAUGAGAAGUGUUCGAUCAGUAGAGAGAGAGAGGAAAGACCAAGAAGAUUAUUCCACCAGCGCGUUUUUUUGUUGACAAAAAGAGAUCAAUUUCUCCAAACACAUUCAAAUACCC
Messenger RNA from Aureobasidium pullulans EXF-150, 2866 nucleotides. RefSeq lists its product as uncharacterized. Bases 354 to 2726 code for a protein of 790 amino acids. The record is from RefSeq and is a predicted model, not a curated record. NCBI's taxonomy places the organism in Eukaryota, Fungi, Ascomycota, Dothideomycetes, Dothideales, Saccotheciaceae. Gene Ontology annotation, molecular function: zinc ion binding; GTPase activator activity. Gene Ontology annotation, cellular component: endoplasmic reticulum exit site; COPII vesicle coat. The transcript is spliced from 4 exons. Gene Ontology annotation, biological process: endoplasmic reticulum to Golgi vesicle-mediated transport; COPII-coated vesicle budding; COPII-coated vesicle cargo loading.